AUGGAUGAAAAACUGAAAGCCUUGCUCGAUGGAUCAGGCCAGUUUGUGUCAGGCCAAAGAGCUCACCAAGACCAAAUCACUUGGAAGGCAUCUGACGGGUUUCAUUUCAUUGAUAGAUUCCAUCUGGCUAAUGGAGACUACGAAUACACCAGCUCAGUGAGAGCAGUUGAGGCUUUCGAGAAAGGCGAUGCGGAACGAGCCUCUGUGCUCUUAGCCAAAGUCCCUCAUCACACAUUGAUCUGGACUGCCAUCACCACUGGCGCGCCCGCGGCCCUGCGAGGAGCACUUGAUAGUUCCAAAGAUCUCUCAUGGCUCCAAAUCGUACCUGACCACAUCCUUUACAAGCGCAAGAAAACCGAGGGCUGGUCCAGCUGGAACGGAAAAGACUUGAGAAAGUCACGAGAGGGCGGAUGGAAAGGAGAAUGCCCUCCUAGCUUUGUCGUCAUGCUGAGAGUCAGCAUGCUGGAUGCCAGCAUCAUGGUGUUUGCGACUCUCGCGGACUGGAUAGACCGGCAGGCAGAGAAACAGCUCUAUGCCCGGCAGUUAUGGCAGGCUGGAGGUUUCAUCAUUCCAACACUCUCUUCCCGAUUGGUAGCAUCAGGAGCCCCGAUAGACUGUGAUGUGUGGGAAGAUGGCACAACUGGCCUCCAUGUUGCAAGCUCUUUCUGGAUGCAUGAUGCCAUCCAAAGCUUGGUGCAGAAUGGUGCAGAUCCUACAAGGCUUACUCCCAAGGGCUACAACGCACUUCACUGUUUCUUCCAGCAUACAAAACUCCCACGGGAAACCUAUGAGUCAAACCUUGAAGGGGAACAAGGUACUUACUUCUUCAACAAGGCUCGAAUUAACAAGUCAAUUGAUGCCAUCACUACGGGCAAUUUCACCAAGGAAUCGCUCCUCAGCCGGCAAUGCCAUGAGGGCUUCACACCUCUUAUGUGCGGAGUGCGAUCGACCAGAUCAUCUGGUACAGCGAUAAAGCGCAUCCUGGACCACGGUGCGGCUCCAGACAAAAUAGAUGAAAAAGGUCGUACUGCGCUCAUGUACUUCUUUUUCGAUGGCGAGGAAUUUGUGGACAAGGACACUUCUAUUCUUAAACAUCUGCUGCACGCUGGCGCAAGUCCUCUUACCUUGGAUAUGUCAGGAAACUCCGCGCUGAGCUAUUGGGCUGUUACCACUGCUUCGGUGAAUCUGGAUUAUCUUUCCGCUGGGUUCAACACCUACAACAAGAGUUUUCAUGCCCUUGCAAACUACGGAACGCUGUCAUUCCAAAAUCUUGCAGCAGAGCUGAAUAGGAUCAAAGUUCCGCUUGUGAUUGCUUCUCGGCUCGGCAACGUUCAGCUAUGCUCAGCUCUGCUUGCUGGAGGGGCGGAUCCAAACCAAAAGGGUGACGCAUAUGCUUCGUUCUUCCGUGGCCUCAGAGGAAAUAAUCCUGAUGAAGAGCCUGAAGAGAACGAGAGCACUGUGGAAUGGAAUCCGCUGCUGACCGCACUGCAAUGUCGGGCGUAUAAGACUGCUGCAAUGCUCAUCGACCACGGCGCUGACAUUAACUUCGAAUUGCAGAAACGCAAGAGACGCAGACACAAUUAUUAUUACUUUGUACAGGGAGGGGGCACACCUCUUCAUCUUGCAAUUGCCGGCCGAGAAAAGAAUUGGGCUAGUGUUCGCAACCGACCGAACCUCUCCCGGGACGGCGGUGACAACCAAGCCUGUUUUUUCCGUGGAGCAGUGAGCCAUGAAAGGGAUGAGGCUUUGAAGAUGCUUGUUCUCAUGCAAAUGCAGUAUUAUAAGGACCCUCGUGACCAGGACGAGGAAGAUUCAGAUCCUGAGUGCGAGAUAAGACGGCAGAUGUACUCAAAUGAUAGUCGAGGUGCAAAUCUACUGCCAUAUGAUCGAACCCAGCAAGGUUUGAGUGUCCCUGCAAACAAAUGUCUUGCUGAAAUCGUGACUGGGACUUCCUCAUUAGAGCAACAACAAGAGGCUCUGAAUCUCUUGAACAUUGUGGAGAUUCUUUUGGAAUACGGCGCGGAUCCGAAUGUUGCAGAGGUUGGAGGUGUUACUCCUUUAAUGGCGGCUGCGAUGCACAAUAAACCUGCCAUUGUUGAACGUUCGAGUCAUGCAACCUGCGAUGGUCCGUAUACUGCAUUGGCACUGGCUGUGGCGUGGGAAUACAAAGAGGUUGUCGAGCUUCUACUCAAGCACGGCGCCGAUCCAAAUCUGAAGAUUACGCACCACGCCCAUGGAAGACUACCGACGAAGCAGGACAUGAAGCGGAGGAAAGACUCGCCGAGUUCGUCGGAUGACGAGUCGGAAUCAGAGCCAGAGGAAUGGAAAGGGUACGUUUCCGUCGGUACUGCUCUCACAUGGGCCAAGGCGGAAAUACGCGAUAUGCUUCUGAGUCACGGCGCAAGACCAGGAGAGGGAGAUGUCACAAGAGAAUGCGGCUGCAUCAUCGAACCACAGCCCGAGCGUCUCCCAUGGGUGUUUACAGAUGAUGAGGAGAUAGAAGAAGACUAG
Messenger RNA from Clonostachys byssicola, 2511 nucleotides. The record is from the annotation of a GenBank genome assembly. Lineage: Eukaryota; Fungi; Ascomycota; Sordariomycetes; Hypocreales; Bionectriaceae.